Messenger RNA from Aphanomyces astaci, 1929 nucleotides. RefSeq lists its product as hypothetical. Gene Ontology annotation, molecular function: lipid binding. Bases 1 to 1929 code for a protein of 642 amino acids. The transcript has 3 exons. Lineage: Eukaryota; Oomycota; Saprolegniomycetes; Saprolegniales; Verrucalvaceae. The record is from RefSeq and is a predicted model, not a curated record.
AUGAGCAGCAGUAGCAGCUAUCGGCAGUCGCUGCCUCUACCGCCCAACUUCUUCACAUGUCCGCCGCUACGCGAAGACGAGAUCAAGCACAUGAAGCACCUGGCCGUAACCAUCGCCACCGAAGUGGUGGAGCACUCGCAGCUUCGAGACGGCGGCGUCGCAUGGACCCUUCGCGCAGACGAAGGCAACAUGCGCUUCUUCAAGGCGCCGGACCCGCUGCACCGCGUGGGCGCGCACAUGUUUAUGAGCGUCGUGGAGGUCGCGGGCACGUUGGAUGAAGUGAUCGACUUGUUCCGAACUGACACGACGUUCAAGGCCAAGGAGUAUGUCAAGCGAUUCGGCAAGGGGCUGCUGGACGCCGUCAACUUGUACACGAUUGUAGACCCGACGCCGGACUUUCCCAACGAAAAGAUCGCUGUGACGUGGUUUGCCAUGAAGAGCCCGUUUGAUAAGAUCGUCGCCAACCGAGAUUGUGUCAUGCUCGAGUGCCAACACGAGUUUGAGUGGACUGCCGGGCGUCGGGCGUGGGUUCGUGGGCUGCAGUCGGUGGCUCUGCCGUGCUGUCCAGACAUGCAGUCGACAUUGGGGCUGGUUCGAUCUACGCAGUACGGCGUCGGCCACGUCGUGCUCGAGUCCCUCGAUCGCCCAGGGUACCUCCAGAUUUCAUUUCUCAACCACUUUGACGUCAAGGGCACCCCACCCGAGUGGCUGAUCGAGUUGGGUAUGAAGAAGCGAUGCAAGAGCAUCCUCGAUAUUGAACUGUACCUGCGCGAAGACCGCCUCGGGCGGGGGGUUGUGCUGUCGCCGGCGGACUUUGUACCACUAACAAGGCGCCGGCACUGCUUUCUCUGUCGAAAGCGGUUCCGUCCGUGGACGAAGCGGUCUAACUGUAUGAAGUGCGGCGAAGUCCUCUGCCGCGGAUGCAAUCCCUCGUGGAAUGUCAAGUUGCACCACGGAACCGUGCACUCUAUCAUCCAAGCAUGCAUUCGAUGUGCCCAGGGCCAGCAACAUCCGGAUAAUGUGUUGCAUGGCGACGCGAUUCACGGUACAACUACUACACACAGCCACGCCAGUAGCAGCAGCAACGGGAAGAUUGUUGAACCUCGUCGCAUACACGCACCGUCGUACAUCUUGAAUGACGAGUAUGAUUACGCCGCAGGUCGUGCCAAGUAUCGGGGAUCGCCGUCGUCGGUUGCGUCUACUUCGUCAGUGUGGACAACGUCGUCGGGGGUGACCAAGAGACAGAUGGGGCGUCGGUUCUUAUCCACCAGUUGCGUUGCUCCUGCCUCCCCCCAACAUCAACCUUUUCUGUCGACGAAUCACUUGGUCCUGCACGAUGUCACAGACGACGACGUGGCGUCUCGAAAACAAACCAGUAGCCGUAGCCGUACUAGCAGUACGAGUGACGAUGGCGGCAGCUGUAGUGAAGCCGUGUGGCUAACGCUGUCGCAAGGUCGUGGCGGCGAGUUUGUCGUGCAUUCGCCAGCGUCGAUGGGUGGCGAUCAACAAACCAAUCACAACAUCGAUCGUCACCCCGUAUCGUAUAUCGAGGGUACUCAUCUCCACCACCACCACCACGCUAAGAUGAUAACUGCACCGUUGCUCCUUCCAUCAACUUCUACGAAACAACACGGACACCAACGCGUGCUGAAUCCCCACCAUCCUGCGACGACGUCCGACGGCCGAGCGGCGGCAGCAGCCUGGACAACUCCCUCGGCCAUCACAUUGCGACCAUCUAUAGAUUCCACGGCCAGCGAUGACCUGCACAUGCUUACCACUCAAUGGACGAUCGACCGUACCCGAUAUCGCCAUCGCUCGUCGUUUGAUCAUGACACUCUAGACAAAACACAAGCACGUCACGACACUUCUCGUACGACGUCCCAACCAACAAGGGACUCAAGUUUACAUGGCCCUAUCUACUUGGAAUGA